GGGCUGUCCAGCCCACUCCCCUGGGAGCGCGAGCGGUGGGCCCAGGCGGACAUGUCCCGUCCUCGCGUGCGCCUGGUGGUCACCGCGGACGACUUUGGUUAUUGCCCGCGACGCGAUGAGGGCAUCGUGGAGGCCUUUCUGGCCGGGGCCGUGACCAGCGUGUCCCUGCUGGUCAACGGUGCGGCCACGGAGAGCGCAGCGGAGCUGGCCCGCAGGUGAGGGGAGGGCCCCUAGCAGGGCGAUGACCGGCUUGGGGCGCGCUGCUCCGCAGCCGCUAGUGCUCCAGCUCGCGCUCCGCCCUCAGGCACAGCAUCCCCACGGGCCUCCACGCCAACCUGUCCGAGGGCCGCCCCGUAGGUCCGGCCCGCCGUGGCGCCUCGUCGCUGCUCGGCCCCGAAGGCUUUUUCCUUGGCAAGAUGGGAUUCCGGGAGGCGGUGGCGGCCGGAGACGUGGAUUUGCCUCAGGUGCGGAGCCGCAGCUGCAGGAGGAUGCUCGCGAGGACCCCCAGAGCUCCGCCCGGAGGGUGCGGGAGGAGCUCGAGGCCCAACUAAGUUGCUUCCGGGAGCUGCUAGGCAGGGCCCCCACGCACGUGGACGGCCACCAGCACGUGCACGUACUCCCAGGCGUGUGCCAGGUGUUCGCGGAGGCGCUGCAGGCCUAUGGGGUGCGCUUUACGCGACUGCCGCUGGAGCGCGGUGUGGGUGGCUGCACUUGGCUGGAGGCCCCCGCGCGCGCCUUCGCCUGCGCCGUGGAGCGCGACGCUCGGGCCGCCGUGGGCCCCUUCUCCCGCCACGGCCUGCGGUGGACAGACGCCUUCGUGGGCCUGAGCACUUGCGGCCGGCACAUGUCCGCUCACCGCGUGUCCGGGGCCCUGGCGCGGGUCCUGGAAGGUACCCUAGCGGGCCACACCCUGACAGCCGAGCUGAUGGCGCACCCCGGCUACCCCAGUGUGCCUCCCACCGGCGGCUGCGGUGAAGGCCCUGACGCUUUCUCUUGCUCUUGGGAGCGGCUGCAUGAGCUGCGCGUCCUCACCGCGCCCACGCUGCGGACCCGGCUUGCCCAGGAUGGCGUGCAGCUUUGCGCCCUCGACGACCUCGACUCCAAGAGGCCAGGGGAGGAGGUCCCCUGUGAGGCCACUCUGGAACCCUUCCUGGAAUCCUCCCUACUCUGAUCCGCUACCGACAACCAAGCACUAAUCCCCUUACUACCAAGCAAGGGGAGCCCAGAACCGGUCCCUGGAGCAGGGUCUGUUGACUUCCCUGGGUAGGACACUGCCACGUCUGGGCCCAGGUCCUCAUGGCUCCAAAUGGCAUCUAGAGUUUGAGCAGCCUUCUUGGCUGCAGGCGGGCCCAUCCUGUGGCAGUGGGCUAGGGCCCGCAGAGCAUUUGGUGCCCCUCCAUGCUGCAGUGCAAACACCUUCACCACUGGGGCAGUGGGGAGAGAUGGCUAUAUUAAUAAAAUAACGUGUGUCUUUCAAA
This is a messenger RNA of Rhinopithecus roxellana (golden snub-nosed monkey), 1478 nucleotides long. It is a transcript of the gene YDJC, whose product is annotated as YdjC chitooligosaccharide deacetylase homolog. Bases 242 to 1171 code for a protein of 309 amino acids. The record is from RefSeq and is a predicted model, not a curated record. NCBI's taxonomy places the organism in Eukaryota, Metazoa, Chordata, Mammalia, Primates, Cercopithecidae. Gene Ontology annotation, biological process: carbohydrate metabolic process. Gene Ontology annotation, molecular function: deacetylase activity. The transcript has 4 exons.